This is a messenger RNA of Cuculus canorus (common cuckoo), 7677 nucleotides long. RefSeq names its product tigger transposable element derived 4 (gene TIGD4). Bases 44 to 1579 code for a protein of 511 amino acids. Gene Ontology annotation, molecular function: DNA binding. NCBI's taxonomy places the organism in Eukaryota, Metazoa, Chordata, Aves, Cuculiformes, Cuculidae. The record is from RefSeq and is a predicted model, not a curated record. Gene Ontology annotation, cellular component: nucleus. The transcript has a single exon.
GGAAGGCGCAGCGGCCGCGUCCCAGAUCGCGGCUCCGAGCGAGAUGUCGGAGGGUGCGGGGAGCGCUCCGCCGCAGCCCGCGGCGAGGAGGAAAAAAAGCAUCUCCAUCGAGGACAAAAUCGACAUCAUCAGCGCCGUGGAGGGCGGCGAGAGGAAGGCAGACGUCGCGGCUAAGUACGGCAUAAAGAAGAACUCCUUGUCCUCCAUCCUGAAGAACAAAGACAAACUGCUGGAAGCCUUUGAGUCGCUGCGGUUUGAUCCCAAGAGGAAGAGGCUGAGGACCGCGUCGCACAGCGACCUGGAGGAGGCGCUGGUGAGGUGGUACCGGGUGGCGCAGCGCCUGGCGGUGCCGGUGAGCGGCGCCAUGCUGCGCCUCAAGGCCAAUGACUUCGCCCAGAAGCUCGGGCACAGCGAGUUCAGGUGCAGCAAUGGGUGGUUGGACCGCUUCAAGUCGAGGAACGGGCUGGUGUUCAGAGCCCAGCCCGCAGAAACAGCCGCCGCCGCGCUGGGAGCACCCGCGCUUUGCUACCGCGACGUUCUUCCUCACUGUUUGAAUGAUUAUCAGCCCAAAAAUGUGUUUUAUCUACAGGAGACGGGCUUGUUGUAUCAGAUGUUACCGCGAAACACGUUUGCGUUCAAAGGGGAAACUUGUUCUGUAGGUCAGCUAAGCACAGAGAGGAUAACAGUGGUGCUGGGCGCCAACGUGGAUGGCUCCGAGAAGCUUCCUUUGCUCGUUAUAGGGAAAAACAAAAGUCCACGUGCUUUCGAAGCUAUGAAGUUGCUACCCGUGGAUUACGAAGCAAAUGAUAUGGCAUGGAUGACUUUGGAAGUGUUUGAACACUGGCUGCGUAAACUCGAUGACAGAUUCCAAGCGCAGCAUCGACGCGUAGUUAUCCUUGUUGAUUCUCUCCCAGCUCACGCAGAAGUGGAGAACCUAAAGUCUGUCAAAUUGGUGUUCUCUCCUUCAGACUCUUCUUCAUGUGCAGCUACGAAACGAGGGGCUAUCAGAAGUCUAAAGGUUAGAUACAGGUGCUGUCUUAUCAAGAGAUUUAUUGACUGUGUGCAAGGUAAUAAAGAGUUUAUGCUGACUCUCCUUGAUGCAGUUGAGAUGUUGCACCUCUGCUGGAAGAAAGUAACACCAGAGGCUGUUGUAAAAAGCUAUGAUGAGACAGGAUUUGAAUUAGAAACUAAGGCAAAUGGUAAUGAUGCACAGGUUGAAAAUGAAUUUGAUUGGAUUGCACAUGCGCAGGCAGCUGGAGUGGAGUUUCCAGAAGGUUUAUCUUUGGAGGAAUAUGCAACUCUAGAUGAUGACUUGGUAACAUGUGAAAUGACCGUAAAUAGUGAAAGGAUGUGUGCUGAAGAAAGCACAUCAGAUGAAGCUGGAAUGUUUGUUAGUGAUGAAGAUGAGGAUAAAGGUGAUCGAUUUCAGGGAGCUGAACAGCCUUUGCCAUCCAAAAAUGAGGCCUUGCAUGCUUUAGACACCCUUCGGAAGUUUCUCAGAAGUCAGGACACGAAUGAUUCUCUUCAUGACUCCCUCACAGACCUGGAGAAUUUUAUUCAACGUGUAGCAUCUAAAUAAAUAUUUUAGCUAAGUGUGAAAGCAUGUAAUUGAAAUAAAAGGAAUUCUGUAAGGGAAAAAAACCCACCAGGCAGUUUAAUAGCAAGUGUUGCUGCAAUGUUCCCUAGUGUGCCUAAAUGUGCUCUAGUGUGCCUAAAUGUACAUAACAAAAGAAAUUUGAAAUUAUGAAAUAGGGCUGUGAAGUGAUGUCUUCCAAAAAAUCAAGAGGAAAGAAUACAAAAUUUGGAGUGGGGAGAGGAAAUAAGUUGAACAUUCAAAGUCAUGACUGUAGUAAGCACAGUGAAGGCAAAAGCCAUUAUUUGAGCAGGUUCCAUGCAUUCAGGAUGAAUUGGUGCCCACUUGGCAUUAUUUCUUCAGGAAGCGUUUAGUAUUUCACAUCCAUAACUUCACCGAUGUCUUUAAUAUUGUUGACAGUGGAACAGUAAAUAUUUAUCAGCUUGGUGAUUUUGAUACUUAAAAGAAAAAUAAUAACACAGAAAACACAUGCAUGAGUUCUGAGAACUAAGGAGGGGUUUAAAAUAUUUCUUUUCUUUUGUCUGUCUUCAAGAAUUCUGGCCACAGUUUACUCUUAUAGCAGAUGAUGAACAGCAGAAGGUUAGCAGCUUUGGGUGUGUUUUGUUUUCUUCAAGGUGCUUGUGUGUGGACUCACAUGAAUAGCAUAAUCAUUUAUCCAAGACUAAAAAGACAAACCUUUACUUCAUCUUUGAAGAGGACAAAAAGGAAGAUUGCUCACUUCCUUUAAGCUUCUUUGCUAUUUGGAUUUGAUGUAGUCCUUCUAUGCAACUCCAUGUAUUUCUACAGUAAAUACAGAUCCAACAUCAUCAUGUGCAAUAUCAGUAUUCAAAACCUUACUGAACUCAGGAUUUAUUUACUAUACUUGAAGGCUUUGCUGUAGGAGUCAAUGUAACAAUGCAGUUCACUGUUAUAGGUACCAUUACCCAUGGUGCUCUUUGCAUGAAAUGCAGUGUGAACUGAGGAAAUCACUGUACGCUUAACGCAACAUCAAGUACAGGCUUCAAGCAAUGUAAUCACACUGGAGCCAAAAAUCUCAGUUUGUUUGAGACACACGGUUUGUAGCUUUUUUUCAAAACCUGUUUUAAAAAUUUUCCGUAUCUACUGAUGUUAAAUUUUUUCAAAAGUUAGAGAUUUCUCUUUUAGAGGAAGAAUAAAAUAUUUAUGAAACCUGUGUAAUGAAGAAUCUAUCAUGGCAUCUACAAGUCAACCAUGAGAAACAAUCUCUUGCUUACUUGAAUCUUCAGUUUUCAAUAAGAAAUUUAGCCAAAGCGUUGUUCUUUCAGGAGGCAGAUAGUUUAUUAAUUUCUAAAAUAAUUUCAAAAACUGUAUCAAAUUGUUGGAAAAGAGUGAAAAUAUGGGGGGAGGGGGAAGAGGGGUAAGGAAGUGCCUAUGGCUAAAACAUACAAAUGUUUUACUAGAACCCCUACAAAAAUAAACCCCACAAACCUCUAGUUUCUUAUUAUGCAGUAUCUGAUGUGAAUUCCAACUAAAGGAUAUUUCGAUGAAAUAAGAAAUAUCUGUUGAAAUUCCAAUAAAGUCCCACAGAGAGAUUUAUAGAUUCUGUGAAAGGGGUACACCUCUGUAUUAUUUCUAUUAACUAUUUUGUUAAAAUACAGAUGCAAAGUCUUUUAAAUUCUGAAGCUGUGUCAAAUAAAUCAAUGCAUUUUACUUGCUUAAAUACUUUAGAACAAGCUUGUGAAAAGUACUUUUUUUUUUUUUUGGCUAAGCUUGUUUGCAAUUCAGAAAAGCAGCCCUGCAGAGAGGGACCUAUGUGUCCUGGUGGGUGAGAAACUGGAUGUGAGACAGAAAUGUGUGCUUGCAGCCCAGAAGGCAAAUCAUAUCCUGCACUACAUCAAAAGAAGCAUGUCCAGCCGGUCGAGGGAGGGGAUUCUGCCCCUCUGCUGUGGUGAGACCCCAUCUGGAAUAUUGCAUCCAGCUCUGCAGCCCUCAGCACAGGACAGACAUGGACCUGCUGGAGCGGGUCCAGAGGAGGACCAGAAAAAUGACCAGAGGGAUGGAACACCUCUCCUAUGAAGAAAGGCUGAGAGACUUGAGAUUGUUCAGCUUGGAGAAAAAAGACUCCAAGGAGACCUUAUUGCAGCCUUUUAGUACUUAAAGGGGGCUUAUAAGAAAGAUGGCGGAAAAUGUUUGAGCAGGGCCUGUGGCAAUAGGACAAGGGGUAAUGAUUCUAAACUAAAAAAGAAGUUUAGAGUAGAUUAGGAAAAUUUUUUCCACUAGUUGCCCAGUGAGGUGGUAGAUGCCUCAUCCAAAGUGGGGACACCUAGUGGAAGGUGUUCAUGCCCAUGGCAGGGAAGUUGAAUCUAGAUGAUCUUUAAGAUCCCUUCCAACCCAAACCAUUCUAUGAUUCUAUGGUCCUAUGAUUCUGUUCUAUGAAACAUUCAAGGUCAGGGUGGAUGGGGCUUUGUGCAACCCGAUGGAGUUGAAAAUGCCCCUGUUCACUGCAUGGGGGUUGAACUGGAUGACCUUCACGGUCUCUUCCAACCCCAAACCAUUCUAUGAUUUUACAGAAAUUUCACAGGGAUGGAUAAUUUUCUUAUAGCAAUCUUUAAAAACUAAUUUUUGUUUUUUUCUUUAUAACAGCUCGUCCUACUAAAAGCAAGUUUAGGAAAAAUUUUAUAAUAUCCAUAUAGUAAAUCUGUGUGCUCUUUAAGAUGCAGCUCCAUGUGGACCUUGUUAGCCUGGGAGCCAGUAAGGAAACUCCGUUUCCUUCAAAGAGAAUUCUCAAUGUGAAGUGUUGGAUCUGAGUGAGAAAGAGUUGCAUAAGUAAUCAGCAUAUCUUGGUUAAACCAGGGCUCCAUCUACAAAUGUAGUGUUUGCAAGAUGAGGCUUAGAAAAUCAAGUGAUAGGAAAUAUCAUCAUUAACUCAUAGCAAAGGAACUAAAUUACUGAGUGCUGUACUCCCUCAUGAAAACAACAGGAUGAAUUUACUUCUUUGGCCUGGACUUUGAAGGUGGAACUUGCUUUGAAAAACAUACAACCCAUUGAAAUCCUGUAUCUUUAGAGAAUAUGUGAAUUAUUCCUAGCCUCCUAGUCCAUUCUGAGAAACCGAGCUAAAAUGCACUCACUGAACUGGUUUUUUUUUUUUAGGUCAGAUGCUUCGUAUUCUAAUGCUAUAGCUUUCAAAAUUAUUUAGGAGCCCAAAUAUUUCUUUUCACUUGGAUUUUGGUCAUAUUUAUUGUCAAACAGAGGACAUAAAAUCCAUUAUAACUCUUGUUGCUAUUUCAGAUGUUUUUUCAUAGGGAAAUGCAGACUCCUUGGAUCUGAAAUGGUAGCGGUGUUUUGGCAUGAAGUAAGUGAGGUCACUUUCAGUUACCCAAAGUGAUUUGAUACUGUGAACUGAAAAUAUAAAGUUUAAGAAAUAUAAUCAACAUGUGACAUUUUGAUAGCUAAGUAAUCGAGGGAGUAAGUUGACCAUUUCUCAUUAUUUAGAAUCAUAGAAUUGGUUGGGUUGGAAGGGACCUUAAAGAUCAUCUAGGUCCAACCCCCUUGCGACGGGCAGGGACACCUCCCACCAGACCAGGCUGCCCAAGGCCCCAUCCAACCUGGCCUUGAACACCUCCAGGGAUGGGGCAGCUUCCCUGGGAAACCUGUGCCAGUGCCUCUCUACCCUUAUAGUGAAGAAAUUCUUCCUUAUGUGUGGUCUAGUCUUCCUUAUGUCUAGUCUAAAGUGCAGAUCUUGAGAAUGAUAGUCUCAAACACGCAGAACUUUUAGUGGCUUUAAAUUGUAACUGCAAUAUUUUCUUAAAUUUAAAUUAAAUAAUAACAUGAAAAUACUAGUAAAACAACUUCAAGAUUUUUUUUGGUGGUUGCAUUCAUUGAAAUGGUAGACUGAAUAUUGGCCUGCUCAACAGUUAGCUAAAAGAUGUGGUGGCUGGGCAACCAUGGCAUGCAAUGAUAGGGUUUCACAGUAUUUUCUCCCUUUAACAUAAAUAGAAGCUGGUGGUUCUUAUUUUGGGAAAGCAGUUGUUAAAGGAAGGCUUUGCAAAGUUCUUUUUGGGAACUGAAUGGUGCUAGCACCAGAGAAAAGUUUUUGUAUUUAAGCAAGGAAGUCAGGAUUUUUAUCUAGAUGUUUUAAUAUGCCUCUUUUGAGAGUUUCUUCCUUGAAAACCCAGUCAGUCCAUCAGCAAACAAAUCUACUUGACAUUUUUGCAUUGUGAUAAGUGGCACUUCUAUCAAUACAUUCAUUAACAACAGAAAAAUAUUUGCAUCAGAUGAAAAGAUAACAAUUUUAUGUCUGACAGCCUGUUUUUACACAUAGCUUUUGUAUUGGUAAAGCAGCGUUGUAUAGACAUGUGAUUCCCUUUUACUGAUGUAGCUGCACUGUGGUAUAACCACUCCAUUGUUUUACAGGAUUAGUAAUUCAAGUGUAGCUCAUUGCCCUUCUUGCUAGUAUAGUUACUCCAUUUGAGAUGUAUUUUCUCUCUUACAACUGUAGCUGUUUAACUGCAUUGAUCUCAUUAAAACCAUACAGCUUCUGAGUUAAGGCAGAGUGGAAGAACCAGUAACGUCUUGCUAACUUUUCCAUAGCUUUGUCACCUCAGCUGUUUGAGUAGAAUGCGAAAGUGUAAAUUAUACAUUACUAUGAUCGGUAAAGUGAAUGAAUACCACAGUGAAUUACCAGAUCUGCUGAAUGAGAAGAUGUCACAUUUACAGUUGUUUUUAAAAUGCCUUAUUGUACUUUCAAUAUUUGAGCUGAACACCCUUUUCUUCCUAGGCUUUCAUGCUACCCUACCUCUGGCACACCUUCCCAGCCUUGUGUGUGAAUGGGAACAAGUGGAACAGGUCAAUCCCUCCCCUGCACACGUAGCUACAAUCCGUGCAAAUUGUCAUCCAAUACACCGGUUGUCAGCCACAUCAUCGGGAAGUUGAUCUCCAGAUCUGGUUUUCACCCUCCACUUAUGCUUCAUGUUGCUUUGUGUGCCUGUGUGAGCGCUUGGUUGUAAUCACCAGGGUUGUGACUCAUCUGUCUAAGAAGUUUAUGGUUCAAUAGGGUGGUGCAACCUCACCCCAAAUGCUAAAUGCAACACCAUUCAUAGUAUAUUGAAAGGCUACUUAAAAACUGUGCAGGACCCAGGAUUGCCAAUAAAGACAUCCCUGGAGGGUGGUAAGAGGCUUCAUCUCUCCUGGCCCCGACUCAGCAGCAAAGCUGAAGACCUCUGCCUUCUGGAGAAGUCUUUGCCAAACUCUCACUAUUCAAGAAGGAUAACUAGUUGCUGGAUUUCUCAUCUGGAGUCAUCCACUUCUCUUGAGAGAUGUGCUGUAGGACUGCCGCCAUAUCACGCGUACAAGGAAACAAUUUACUGCUUUUCUUUUAGCAGUGUUGGUGCCUCAUACUUCUAAGCUGUAUAAAUAAUGAAAUAUGUUAUUUUACUAUUCAAAUUUUUAUUUCUUUCCUCUUCCUUCUUUUUUUUUCAUCCAUUGCCUUCUAUCACUUUGUAUUUAUUGUUAUGCUGUUAAUUCUAGUGUUAACAUUAGGAUCGUUGGCACAACCUUCUGGCAAGCUAUUUUCCACCUUACUCUCCCUAUUUCUAAUAUUAUCUUUUACAGGUGGUAUUUUUUUAAUCAUGUCACAUAUCAGCUGGUAUCACCCUCUUGGAAUAUGUGCUCGUGAUCUCAAGCCCUAAUUUCUCCAUUGCUUUAUUUAGUGGCUUCCCAAAUUCUUGCUUCAUUUAGCCAAGAACAUUUAGUACAUCAAUACUUGUUUUUGUCUUUUCUUUUUUGUAGAGGAGGGUGAGCAGUGUUUCCUCUAUUAGUCACCCGGGAUGUCUGAGAGAACUGGUAAUAAAACAGGUAUUCUUUCUCUCCUUUCAGGUGUCUUCAUUUCUUCCUUCUGUCAGUGGUCCCUUCUGAUCUGUACUUUUGAGAUUCUCAGUUUGACAUUUAGUAUCUUCAUCUAAACCAUUCUCUUUUCUCUUUCAUCUCUCACCCUUAUCUGCCUGUAUAGCAUCCUUGCCACAGUUCCGUUUUACAUUUCCAGUUCUAAAUGUCAUACCCCUAACCUCAGCUCUUUGGAUCUCUUUUUACUGGCCCCAUUUAAUCUUCAAACUACAUUUCAAACUCAC